UCCGCGUGCUCGUAAUUUGGCUUUUGCUCGCCUCGACGCGAGCAGAUGAUAUGUUCUCGUGCUGCAUGGGAGGCUGGAAGGCGUUGCGUGGAGUGUCGCUGUGUCCGCUGAACUGCUGCCACGGUUACGAGGAGCGCGUGUUGCAGCUGCCGCGCCUGCAGGAUCCUGUUGUUUGCCACAAGCUGUCACCUCAGCAGCUCGAGAACAAGAUCAGGAUGGCUCGUUUGGCUCACGCGACUGCAGCUCCCUCAACCACGACCUCCACACCGCAGCCUGUCCCUCCACCUGCGUCGCUCCGUCACUACCGAGACAUCAGCGAGAUCCUUCAGGAACUGAUGACUGGUGCUGAUACAAAGGGCAAGACUCCUGCUUCAGUUGACAGGAUCGAGAGGGACCUCAUUGGGGAGGACACGCGUGAGGCUCCGCUGCAGUGGCUGCUGACUCAGCAUUCUCAGCACAUCAGGAGGCUGCUCAUGGAGGGAGUCACGAAGGCCGCCAUGAUGGACACCCUCGACACCUUCAUUGACGAGAUGCUGUCCCGCAUGAAAUAGACUUCAGCUACUCUAAACGAUGCUUACAACAAAGACCACGUGGCGACCAUUGGAAGACGAAAGGCACCAAGUAUAACAUAACCAUGUGACUUAGACACACAAUUGGACACCAGGCUAAUCCAGUUAUUUUAAACGAGCAACAAACAUAUUCACUUGAUAAACAUGAAUUCUUUUGUGUAGAAAAACUUAAUUGGCCGGGGCGCUGCGUGGCGAGCUUGGUAAAAAUAAAUGAAUCUCGCUUGACUGGUUAUGAUCUUCUCGUUCAUUGGAGUUUAAGACGCGUUAGUCGGAGUCUGAAUGUUACGCAAAUUCUCUACAGAGGAGUCAAGGUCUCGAGAAGUGCGCAAGACAAAAAAUAUCUCUCCAUUGUAUUAGAAUCAACAUGGAUCCUGAUUAUAAGAAUAAGAAUCAGCCAGAACAGGAUUCGUAGAAUUAAGCCAGGUGUACACAUCACAUUACAACUGUCUUCCAACGCUA
This is a messenger RNA of Hyalella azteca, 1028 nucleotides long. RefSeq lists its product as uncharacterized. The coding region runs from base 51 to 551 and encodes 166 amino acids. Lineage: Eukaryota; Metazoa; Arthropoda; Malacostraca; Amphipoda; Hyalellidae. The transcript is spliced from 5 exons. The record is from RefSeq and is a predicted model, not a curated record.